This is a messenger RNA of Bursaphelenchus okinawaensis, 8717 nucleotides long. The record is from the annotation of a GenBank genome assembly. Lineage: Eukaryota; Metazoa; Nematoda; Chromadorea; Rhabditida; Aphelenchoididae.
AUGGCCAGAUUCAGUGACGACGAGUCCAGCCGCGACUCGUCCCUAGUUUAUGGCGAAAUUGACGGCUGUGACACGAAUCGAAAAAGGUAAGGCACUGUCUCCAGUGUAAUGUCUAUUUUUAGGAAUCUCGAUCGUCGCAGAGAAACGUCGCGAUAUGCGGCUCGAGAUCGGCGUGGCAAAGAAGCGGACAUCUUCUCCGACUUGAAGGAUGUGGUGCCAAUUGUUGAUGAAAGCACGGUGACACACGUAGACAGAAUCGCCUUGUUGAGGGUGGCUUCUACCAUGUGUAGAAUGAGGAGAAAUGCGGGGAAAUGUAAGGAUGGGGCAUUGGUACUGUUUGUAAAUUAAGGUUGAAAUUAUAAUAUAAGUUCAGGGUAAGGCCAUUAGUCAAAGAUAAGGCUUUUUCUUGUUGAGAGUUUAAAGAUAAAGCCAUGUUUUUGAUGUUAAAGCAAGAAAAAGAUGGGUUUUUGGAUAAAAAAUGAAUAAAAUAAUGUUAUAGUAGACAAAAGUAAGUGAAGAGCCAUGUUUUUGGAUAAGAAAAUGAAGGGUAAUAUCAUUCUUGGGUAAAAUACGGAUAAUAAGGCUGUUCAGAAAUUUAACAUUAGGUUAUUGGUAUGUUGAUAAUGUCAGAAUGAAAAAUAUGUAUCAGAAUGGUAUUAUGUAUUCUUUGCUUUUUAAAACGCCAAAAUUCUCAUUUUUGUUACCUAAAAUAAUUUUUUGUUACCUAAAAUAGGCUUUUUGCGUACACUAAUCUACAGUAUCUUUCCUUCACCCGUAGUACGUACAAUAACAUCUUACAAUAGGUCGUAUAACACUAGUUUUAUUGUAAUGCCACUUCCUAUUACGUCUUUAAAACUCUAAAUAUCGAAUGGUACUUUAAUACGCUUACGUACACGGUUACUGUAUUUUGGUGGUGUAUUUUCGAAACAUCUCAUUACCAUGGUAACACACAAAGUACGUCUUAUAAUACCAGAAGACUGACUAAUGUAAUCUUGAAUACAUACAUAAUAGAACAGUGCAAUGGUGUGUUUAAUACAUAUUACAGUGUGGUAGAGUGUGAGGAGAUACAUGUUAUUAUACAUUGUCAUAGAGUGUGAGGAGAUUUACAUACAUAAUAGGUUGUUCAAAUAAUUCUCUGUUUUUUUAAGGCAGAUUUUUGAGGUUAGGGGCACAGAAGUACUUGAACGUUACAUAUGUAGAACCUAAUAUACAUGUAUAUCUUCUCACACUGAGGACAUGAACGUACAUGAUAGUGAACUUGUGAUGUAAUAUUGAAUAGAUAAGUACAUUCAUGUUGCCGUUUAGUAUUAUAAGGCCAAUAUAGUACAAGAAAGCGUGGAGACGAUGCUAAUUAGUAUGAGGUACUAAAUGUAGUACUAUCAGACUAACGACCCAAUGGACUCCCUAUGGUCAGAAUAUCUUGUAACAUCAACUAGUUCAAAUAGUUCUGUGCUCCCACUCAAAGCAAAUUUUUGAGUUUAGAGGGCACUGCAUUAUUUGAACAACCUAAUAUAACAGCGAUAAGUAACAUUAGGUAAUGAGACCGUAGUUGGAUGGUUACGUAUUAAAGGGGGAUAAUGUGUUAAAAGUUCAACCUACAGUAAGAUGAUUAAUAGGAAGAAAACGGCAGAGUAAACAGUAAUCUUGAACAAGGACGUUACUUUGUUCGAAGAGUGGGUUAAUGUUGUCAUUAUAUUGUUUUUGAAUUUUUGAGAGAUUUAGGUAACAAAAAAUUAGGAAAACUAGAUAAUUUGAGUUUAAAAUUGAUCAAGAAGUAAAAAAAAAUACAUUGACAUUAGAAUAAAGGAGUAAAAAGGCAAGAUCUACAUGAAAACAUGGGUAAUAUCAACAUUAAAUUUGAAAAGAUGGAUAAUAAAAACUUGAAAUUAAAAUUUCUCAUUGAAUGUAAAAUUUUAAAUUGAUUAAUGAAGCUAAAUUUUAAAAAUUUCAGUUUUGGAAACAGAACUACCAGCCGAGAACCCAGACACACAUUGCUUCACCGAACAGAACCUUACAGAAUGCCUAGAUGGCUUCGUACUACUGGCAGACUCCGAUGGUACAAUAUUGUACGUCAGUGAAAGCGUGUCUAUCUUCUUGGGACUGACUCAGGUAAAAUACGAUCCUUUUAGCUCGAUGUUUAAAAAAUAAAAAAAAUUGUUACCUAAAAAUGUAUAGACAUUUAAGUUUUUUAAUAUUAUAGUAUAUUAAGAAGGUAGUAGUAAUACAUUAGGUAGUUCCAAUAAUUCUGCGCUUACUUAUCUCUAAUUUUGCUUUGAGAAGGGGCACAGAAUUAUUUGAAAAUUCUAGUAGACCAAUUUCAUUAUGUUAUAGUAGGUCGUUGGUGAAAAAAGUUGUCUUAAUUUUGAAAAACGUAUUACUUGUUUAAAUAAUUUUGUGCUCCUCUCAAAGCAAAUUUUGGGGGUUAAGGGAACAGAAUUAUAUGAACAACAUACUAGAGUUAAAAAUUUACUGUAAAUUUACAGCGAACGCGGAAGUAGUUUCGUUCGAUAUCACGGGUCAUAAAGAGUAAAUUGUCAUAGUUACCAAUGAUAGAUCACGAAAAACAAGUUUCAAUACGAAAACGCACUUUCAUUGGCUGAAAAGCCAUCAAAAAAGUAGGGUUAGGAUGGUUAAAUUGAUACAGAUUACUGUAAAAUGCGGUUGUAAAGAGCAAAAUACAGUGUUAUACGGUGUUGAAAGGGAAUACAUUAAUGUAAAGUUAGGUUUAAAUGAUGGGGUUUAAUAGAGUUUUUGUGUAGGAUAAAAGUAUUUUUUUAAUGGUAAUUGCAUUAAAAAUUGAUGUAGAGGUUUGAAAAUGCAAAAAAAUUUGAUCAAAAAUUGCAAAAGUGCAAAAAAUGUUAGUUAAAAUAAAAAAGCAAAAAAAUGGAUGAAAAAAUUGAAAUUUUGAUGUUUGAACCCCCUAAUGACCAUUAUUAACAAAAAAAUUCAAUGAAAAUCGACUAAAACCUUUAUAAAAACAACCUACAAACCCAAAAACCUAAAAAAGUUGCACAAUUCGAUAAAUGUUCAGAGAUAGACGAGCUGCAAUCUAACCGACUCAAAAUAAAAAGACUGAAGGUUUUCGCAUUAUAAGAGACGAAGGGCGAGCAAAAACAGUUUAUACAUGAUUUGGAUGCUGCGAACGUGUUAUUCCUUAAUAUCAAUUCGAAACUGUUCUUUCAAUGUCGAUUUAUGGUGCUGGGGUUGUGCGAAGGGUGGAUAAUAUGAGAGGUUGGGCUGGGUUAGGGUGGUAGCGUAAACACAAUGUUAGAUGGUUUGGCUAGGUUAGGGUGGUAGUAUAAACAUGGAGGGAGAGUGAAGUUGAAGGGAUUGGGAUGGGUUUUUAAGAGCCCGUUUCAAAGCACUUUACUAUAAACAACUCUAACCUUACAUUAACAUACCAACAUAAACCAAUCAGUAGAUAUUACCUACGCUGCGCAUGGCCUUUCUUAACAUCAUAUAGUUGAAUUGAACUAAAAAUUGAGGGCUUAUCUUAAGAAACCAUAUGUUUACUUCAUCUAGCACUGAUUUCUGCGCCGAGCCUAACAGUGUCGAUCUGCUUGAUUUCUAGGCGCGGCUCGGAAGCCAGAGAUAACUGCGGUAAAAUCACUUUAAAACGCACUUUAACCAGACAUUCUGACAGACAAAAACUUAAUAUUACCUUUUUCAAAUAAUUAUGUGCCCACCAGGGACGUCGUUUGGGGGAGGGGGAGGGGGCACAAAAUUACUUGAACAAUCUACUAAUAUAAACUAAAUUUCAAAAUUAACUUACUUAGUUAAAGACAGCAUUUACUAGCUCCAAAAAAGGGAAUCAAACGGAAACAGCCUCGGCUUUUAUACCCGCAAAGUCCGCGCCCUAAGGCAGUAAGAAACGUGCAAAACGAACGAAAACGCGCAAAACAAAGGCCCAGGUCGAGAUUUCAACGGCCAAAACAACGUGUGGAUGGCAUGAAAAACAGGGAAAGAGGUGUUUUUCGUAUUCCAUGUUACAAUUAGCGAGCUGAUGAGGUUAAAAAUAAAGGAAACUUGUGUUGAAAGGAAAGAUGUUGGGGUAGAACGUUGGAAAAUUAACGUUUUUGUGAUAGAAAAAAGGACAAAAGUUCAUUUUUGAUGUAGUUUUGGGUGUUAGAAUGGUUAUAUUGUAUUAAGAUAUGUAGAAAAUAAGCCAGGCUAUCUUAAUGUACUAUGAUAUAUUCAAAUUUUAACGUUUGUAGCCUUUUUUCUUUCAUAAAAGUUUGUUUUCUUUAAAAAAUACCUAAAACUAUAUGAUUUUUUUCAGACAGAUCUAGUCGGUCGCUUCCUAAAAGAGUUUGUUCACAACAACGACUACGAUGAGCUUAUCAGAGCCUCGACUACAUCAACAGAAGUCAGUGACACAGCUUCAUCGUUGGACGAAUUCGGCCGCUACAUCGUAGUCCGUAUGAAGACUGUCAUCUCCCCACGUGGCAGAAACCUGAACCUGAAGUCGGCUCUAUUCAAAGCCAUUCUAUGCAGAUUCAGAGCCGUGAAUACAGAGUACGGUAGAUUGUCCCUACUGUACGGUAGCUCAACUCCAGCUGGCCAAGGAAACUCGAUCAUGUUGGCCAAUGCUUCAGUCAAAGGGUCCGAAGCCACAAACGGCGUCUACAUGACCAGACACACGUGUGACAUGAGAUUCAGCUAUGUCAGUGACAGUCUGAACUAUCUGUUGAGACACGAUGCUCGUAGCUUAAUGGGAACAUCGUUCUACGAUAUUGUACACCCGAGUGACAUGAUGGCUGUUGCUGGAUCAAUGAGGGAAUUGUUCCAGAAAGGACAUUGUAGAACACCGUUCUACAGAUUAUUGGGAUCCAACAACUCUGUAGCAUGGGUUCAGACCGAAGCUACCACCGUGAAUCACACUGCUCGAGGUCAAAAGGGACAAUAUGUCUUGUGUGUUCACUCGGUCAUGGGGUAGGUUUUGGGGAUUUUGAUGGUUUAUAUUGUUUUAUAUGUAAAACUAGGUUUAUAUUUACUAUUUUUAUACCGAAAAUGUUUAAAAUUCGAUUUGUAAGCUCAGUUUUGGACCUAAAUUACCUUUAUAUCAUCUAUGUUAAUAUAAUCUCGUUUAGGAUGCAAAGCGAACUGGACGCCUGGAACGAGCCGGUGGUGGACGCCCAAAUGGCCGCUCAUCCGGCCGUCUGUGUCAGCGCAAUCAAACGCGAGAUCCCCGACAUGGCCGAGUACAUGGGCAAACAGCCCGAGUUCGUGGAUUGUGUGGACUUUACUCCACUGAUCGAGCCCGUCAUCGACGUCAACUACGACGAGUUCACCAACAUGAACGGAAUCCGCGGACACGGUAAUGAGUUUGAGCUUGAUGAGGGCUCGCUUUACGCGGGUUUGAAUGGAAAAGAGCAUGGCGGGGAUAUUGUUAUAGGUACUAGUGCGAAUGUGGCAGAUAUGGUGGUUGAUGGUGUGGAUUUGGGGGAGAAAGAAGGUGGUAAAGAGGUUGAUAAUGAUGGUGAAGUUUUUGUUGGAAUAAUUGAUGGUGGGGAUAUGGACAAGGGAAGAAAUGACCACGAAGCCAUUAAUAAUGGAGCAAAGGAUAAAAGUGGCAUGGUUAAUAUAGAAAAUAAUAACGGAAUAGGGCACGCCGAGAAGAAUAAAGAGCAAUAUUGUAGUAGCAAAGAGAAAAGUCUUGAUAGAAAUGGGAACCAUCAAGAAAAUCACGAUGAAAUACAGACUCUGGAGACAAAUUUGUACGAAGACUACAUAGAAAAAGCUUUUGAGAUUGAUAAUGUGAACAAAGUUAAUGACAUUGAGAUUGUCAACGAUGCUAAUGUGGAAUUUGAGGUGUCUGAGAAGGUAGUCGAGGUAGAAAAGCUCAAUAAUAUGGCUAAUGAAGUAGAAAGAAGCUACAACAAUAUAGAAGAUGAAGUAGAAAAAGCCUAUAACAGUAUGAUAAGAGACGCAGAUAUAGUAGAAACUCCAAGCAAGACUAAUAACACUCAACUUGACGAAGACUGUCUGACCGAUCUAGAGGACUGUUGGAAGAAUCCUCACAUUUGUAAUACAGAAAGACGUCAAUGGAGCUACAGCAGCUCUUCGGACGACCCAGAAGCUCAUGAACAUACCUCAAGUGAAGAUGACGUUGUGAUAAUUAUUCCAAAGAAAAAGUUAAAGAAGUCCAAAGGUAAAAGAACGACCAGAGAAUGGGUAAAGCAACUUCGCAACUCAAUAUCUGGAACUGUCAAAUGUUCUGAGCGAGUUUCUAGUUCAAACCCUUCAGGAAAAGCUACUAAAACAUGUGAUAGAUCAAACACAAAAGCUUGUGACAGAUCAGAGACGUCAAACUGUACCGAACCAACCAGCUCGGCAACUCGAUGUUGUUGUUGUGGAGCUCGAAACGAGAAAGAAGUCUACGAAAAGUGUGUUCAGAAGGCGAAAAAAGCGGUGCCCACCUUUCCCAUGUCCUUUUAUCGCGAUCUCAUCCAAAAGGUGUUUACCAGUCCGUCACUUUCGUGUUAUCGACCAUUUGUGCUUUACUGUGCCGUCCCAUGUCGUUGAUGUUGAUCCCCGAACAUCCCCAAGGUCCCAUGCUCUUUUCCUCGAUUUUACAGUGUUUGGCGUACUGUAGGAGGUUUUACAACAUCUAAAAUAUUGUAGAAUCUUCUACGGCGUCUAAACAAUACUGUAGAAUCAUAAAAAAUGUUUUUAACAAUACACUCCUUAAAAAUAUUAACCUUGAAAUUUCAGAGAAGAGAAAGAAGAGCUUCGACGAGGUCCUGGACUGGCUCGUCCGCGACGAAGCCGACAGUCCACCACCCUACGCCAGCUUCUUCGAACAACAGGACGAGUGCCGUGCCGACCCCACCAGCUCAAACGAGUCCUUUCGUCAGCCACAGUACAACCGAGGAUACCAACAACAACAACAAUUCAACCAAGGCCAGUACCCACAACGAGGCCGAGGAUUUGGUCCGGCUUCGGCCGUUCCCAUGGCUCCGCGAGAUCGGACUGAACGUCGAGCCCCUUCUGCCCAUCGGCCCAUCAAUGCCGAUGGACGAGCACCUGCAGGCGCUUAUGGACAAGAUGGAUCAGGCUUCGGUGCCAUGCAGCGCGGCCCAACCUGCCUACAACAACAGGGAAUGGGUGGACAACAACAACCAAUGGUCGGCCAAGGAAUGUCAAAUGGCUACGGACCAGGAUACGAGCGAGGCUUCGACUUCAGACAAGAAUCAUUCAAACCCGAGCAAUCGUUCCGUGCCGAGCCACGCCACUCACGAUUCUCAACCCAUCUCCGUCGCGAGUUUGGACUCGGUGAGCAGGCCGACCUGUUGCGCCAACAACAACAACAGCAACCCACCAACCCUGGUGGAGCCGCUGCUGUACGUGCGCGGUCAGCCAAUCCUGGAACAGUACCCGCCGCUACGUCUCCAGACCUCUACAUUGUGCCCGGUCCUCAGCACCGACCUGCUCCUGGACGAAUCCCUUCCGGCUCCCCUCUGUACGCCGCUCUGCGUUCUGCCGGUGAUCAGAAGCCGGCGGCAUAUUCUCGUGCGUCCAGUGCCAGUUCCGGUCGCUCCAUGUACGAUAGUGCAGCAGCCAGACGCUACGCGCAAGCGUCGCCUGCCCCUCGCCCAGCCAACCGCUCUCGCUGCUCCUCCACCUGUUCCAACGCAGGCAAUGCUGCAAAGCCUCGAGAGCAGCGGCCUGUGAACGUGAACCAACUCCCUGCCGUGGUUACCCCACCCUGCCACGCCCUCGAGUCUCCACCAUCUCAACAAAUGUAUCAGGAGUAUAAUAACUAUAAGGAAGGACCGGCGUGCAAGAAAGCCGCCUAUGGUAAUGAUAAACCAAUGUACAAAGAUGAAUAUGGAAGAGACUUUGCUGGUCUGGCGCCAUUCGUUCCAGAAGACGACUUCUUGCAGUUGGAGGAUCUGGAUUUGAAGGUAGGUUUAGAGGUAUUAAAAUUUAAAAAUUGGAUUUAUAGUGAUAAAAAAUAUAGAAAUUGUUAAUUUAGGUAGGUAAAAACUUUAAAAGUUUGAAGUUAGAACGAUAAAAGAAGCGGAACAUAAUAAAAUUAGAAAACCGAUAAUUUCUGUGGCUUUUCGUCGAACAAAAUCUGUUUUCUUAAAUUUCGGAACUUUUCACUCGGAUUUUGAAAUAUACUAGAAAUGUGAUAACAAACAAUGUUAUGUAGGCCAGAAAAUAAAUUAUACCAUGUCAUUGUAGGGCGUGUUCCCUGAUGUCGACUUCUCCGAAUUCUUCCCCAACGACGCCACCCCUUCGAAUCCGGGCAGUGCUGGCAUGAUGGAGCAACAAAAACAAACUCCACCAUGCUACGAUGACAUGUAUCAACAAGGUAUGAACAUGCCACGCGUACAAGAAGGUCUGGUACCCGAGAAUUGGAGAAUGGGUAAGGAUUUUGGGGAAUAUCAUGGUUAAUAUAGUGGUUUGUAGGGAUAUUGAGGUAGAUAAUGAAGGUUUUGGAGGUUUUAAAGGUGUUAUUUGAGAUUUUUGUUAGUUUUUAUGAAAGGUAUGGUUAGUAUUGAGCUGCUGGUUAUAUUGUAGAGGUUUUUGAUGUUUAUUUGACCUUUUUAAGGCAGGCAUGGUUAAUAUAAUAUUGUUGGGAUACCUAGAAUACUUUAGAUAGUAAAAUUCUGUAAUGGUAAAACAAUUUUUUGUAGUGUUAUACUACCAUACUUCAUUAAAGAUGACAUUAAUAACAACUUUUUUCAGCCGAAGCCGAGCUAUGGUAA